Messenger RNA from Perognathus longimembris pacificus (Pacific pocket mouse), 3368 nucleotides. RefSeq names its product myotubularin 1 (gene Mtm1). Bases 65 to 1876 code for a protein of 603 amino acids. Gene Ontology annotation, molecular function: phosphatidylinositol-3,5-bisphosphate 3-phosphatase activity. Lineage: Eukaryota; Metazoa; Chordata; Mammalia; Rodentia; Heteromyidae. Gene Ontology annotation, cellular component: plasma membrane. The record is from RefSeq and is a predicted model, not a curated record. Gene Ontology annotation, biological process: mitochondrion distribution; dephosphorylation; negative regulation of autophagosome assembly. The transcript is spliced from 15 exons.
GCGGGGCUGAGGAGCGCAGCAGCCUGGCAACCGUGGUGGCGCUCGGAGCCUGAGACUUUCCAGUAUGGCUGCUGCAUCAACUUCCAAGUAUAAUUCACACUCCUUGGAGAAUGAAUCUAUUAAGAGAAUGUCUCGAGAGGGAGCUAAUCAGGAUCUCAGUGAGACUGUUCCUCGACUCCCAGGAGAAAUGCUGAUUACUGACAAAGAAGUUAUUUACAUAUGUCCUUUCAAUGGCCCCAUUAAGGGAAGAGUUUACAUCACAAAUUAUCGUCUUUAUUUAAGAAGUUUGGAAAUGGAUUCUGCUCUCAUACUUGAUGUUCCUCUGGGUGUGAUCUCAAGGAUUGAAAAAAUGGGAGGCGCGUCAAGUAGAGGAGAAAAUGCCUAUGGUCUAGAUAUUACUUGUAAAGAUUUGAGAAACCUAAGGUUUGCACUGAAACAAGAAGGCCACAGCAGAAGAGAUAUGUUUGAGACCCUCACGAAAUACGCCUUCCCUCUGGCCCAUAGUCUGCCAUUAUUUGCAUUUCUAAAUGAAGAGAAGUUUAAUGAAGAGGGAUGGGCCGUGUAUAACCCAGUUGAAGAAUAUAGAAGGCAGGGUUUGCCCAAUCACCACUGGAGAAUAACUUUUAUUAAUAAGUGCUAUGAACUCUGUGACACUUACCCUGCUCUUCUGGUGGUUCCCUACCGCACCUCUGAUGACGACCUCAGGAGAGUUGCAACAUUUAGAUCCCGAAACCGCAUUCCUGUGCUGUCAUGGAUUCAUCCUGAAAACAAGACAGUCAUUGUGCGCUGCAGUCAGCCUCUUGUUGGCAUGAGUGGCAAGCGGAAUAAGGAUGAUGAGAAGUACCUGGAUGCAAUCAGGGAGACAAACAGACAAAUUUCCAAACUCACCAUCUAUGAUGCGAGACCCAGCGUGAAUGCAGUGGCCAACAAGGCAACAGGAGGAGGCUAUGAAAGUGAUGACGCAUAUCAUAAUGCCGAACUUUCUUUCUUAGACAUUCAUAAUAUUCAUGUCAUGCGGGAAUCUUUAAAAAAAGUGAAAGACAUUGUUUAUCCCAAUAUAGAGGAAUCUCAUUGGUUGUCCAGUUUGGAGUCUACUCACUGGUUAGAGCAUAUCAAGCUUGUUCUGACAGGAGCCAUUCAAGUUGCCGACAAAGUUUCUUCAGGGAAGAGCUCUGUGCUUGUGCACUGCAGUGACGGAUGGGACAGGACUUCUCAACUCACAUCGCUGGCCAUGCUGAUGUUGGACAGCUUCUACAGGACUAUUGAGGGCUUCGAAAUACUGGUACAAAAAGAAUGGAUAAGUUUUGGACAUAAAUUUGCAUCAAGAAUAGGUCAUGGUGAUAAAAACCAUGCCGACGCUGACCGAUCUCCCAUUUUUCUCCAGUUUAUUGACUGUGUAUGGCAGAUGUUGAAACAGUUCCCUACGGCUUUUGAAUUUAAUGAACGAUUCUUGGUUACAAUUUUGGAUCAUCUGUAUAGUUGCCGAUUUGGUACUUUCUUAUUCAAUUGUGAGUCUGCUCGGGAAAGGCAGAAAGUUAUGGAAAGAACAGUUUCUUUAUGGUCAUUGACCAACAGCAAUAAAGAAAAAUUCAAAAACCCUUUCUAUACAAAAGAAAUCAAUCGGGUUUUAUAUCCAGUUGCUAGUAUGCGCCACCUGGAACUCUGGGUAAAUUACUACAUCAGAUGGAACCCCAGGAUCAAGCAACAGCAGCCAAAUCCAGUGGAGCAGCGUUACAUGGAGCUCCUGGCCUUGCGUGACGAUUACAUAAAGCGGCUCGAGGACCUGCAGCUGGCCAACUCUGCCAAGCUUUCUGCUGCCUCAAGUUCCCCUCCCAAUGCUUCCCAGAUGAUGUCGCACUUGCAGACACACUUCUGAGGGGACCUUUGGCACUGCCUUUGCACUCUGACUAAGACAAUAGUUGGCUUUCAUUUUGGGCCUCUGUCUAAACUAGAUUCAAACAUUUGCCUCCAUGUAGAAGUUCAACUAACAUUAUCUUACACUCUUGAAUAUGUGCCUUCUAGAAUACAUAUUACAAGAAAACCAGUGUCCAUAUGGCAAUCUGAUGAAAGGAGCCAAAAGGAGGCUCUGUAAAAUCCUGACACCUUUCAAAAGCACUUUAUGAAAGAUCAUUUUUAAUGGGAUUUACCUCUAUAGAAAUGCUUUGUAUACAGUCUGUAUUUUGUGGCUUGAGACAUUUUUAGUCAGAGAAAAAGUAGAUUUGUGAGACAAUGCUUCUUCAGACUAGGUGUACUGGUUAUUUGCAUUCUUUGAAAUGAGUUCAAAUGGGAAAGAUGGGAGUGACUGCCAAAAAUCACAGUGAGCUCAGAUUCUUCAGCAUUAUCCAAAAGCAAAGUGUUUAAGUAGUUGCCAAUGCUUACACCAUUACGAAUGGUGACUUAAGGAGAAAUAACUGGGUAAACAAGUUUUUCAUUAUUUUAAAAUAGGAAAGAUUUUUCCCAUCAUUUUCAAGAGAAACCUAUUUUUCUAGGAUGGAGCCCAGUUAAAUAUGGUUUUGUAUUUUUCUUAACUGUCAAUUCUACUUUCUAAAUUCUUUCAGGAGCUUGUGGAAAAUUUAGAGCCAUUUUUCUUUCAGAGUACAGCAAGCCCUAUCUGGAGCACUGGGUAAAGGUGUCGGGUACCUUCCUGAUGCUCUAGUCAAGGCAGCUCAUUCGCCCAAAUGGAGGGGGCUUGGGUGACUAGCCCUUGCUCUAGAGUAUCAUUCUUUGAAACAAAUACCCCACAUGUACAUUUGUUGAGCGUAUUCUUGAAAAUACUGUUAUGGAUCUCAGUUCCAAUAGUGUUAAAAACUGGUUCUGCACAUUUUUACUUGAAGUACUGGCAGUUUGCUUUUUCAGGUUUUUUUUCUUUUGUUUUGUAGUAUGAAAUGAAUUUUUCAAUGCACAGUUCUAUUUGAUAUCUGAACUAAUACAUUUAAGAAGUAAGUAUAUUUGUAAAAGCUAAAGCUAGCAGAGUUAAAAAAUUAAUGUGUUUUACAAUGAUUUGUAAAGGACUAUUUAUAGCUAAUAUGGUUUUGUUUUCCAAGAAUUAAGAGAAAUUAAAUAUAUCUUUGUAAGUUAUUUUAUGUCAUAGCUCAAUUGAUCUAUCAAAUAAGACAUCUCAAAUAUAGUAGUUUAAAGUAUGAGUUUUGUAAGUUAAGAAAUUUUAUUAGAUAUUCUCUUGCUUUUUGUAAACUCUUGUAAAUAUUUCAUAAAUUAACAAAACGUCACUCCAUAAGAGAAAAGCUAAUACUAAUAGCUUAAAAUUAAGAUUUUUGUGAAAUUUCAUGAAAACAUUUUCAUGGCAAUAAUGACUAAAGACCUGCUGUAAUAAAUACGUUAACUAAAACCUAACACUAUUUUCAGAGCUA